Messenger RNA from Dreissena polymorpha, 1075 nucleotides. RefSeq lists its product as uncharacterized. The coding region runs from base 202 to 771 and encodes 189 amino acids. NCBI's taxonomy places the organism in Eukaryota, Metazoa, Mollusca, Bivalvia, Myida, Dreissenidae. The transcript has 2 exons. The record is from RefSeq and is a predicted model, not a curated record.
GAGAAUGACGCAAGGCGUUCGAUAGCGUAAUAGCUAUAUAUAAACAGCCGAAAGCCAGCUGAGAAGUAAAUUUGAACUGAAGUUGAAGCGGACGUUUUAUUAUUACGAAUCGACGCGAGAAAUACGAUAUACUGUGAUUUACAGAUAUAUGCUAUUGAAUUAAAAUAUUUAAAUUUACUGAGGUUUGCGGAAAGUAAAAAGAUGUUGCGACCAGUUUCGCGAGUGUUUAACAAGAGUGUCAUAGACACCAUUCAGAACCAGGCGUGUCGGAUACUAGCGUCUGAGCGUCCGACUCUGCGCAGGCGCAUGACAACUGCUACUGAAGCUGUUAAAAAAAUUGAGAUUGAAGAAAUCCCCAAUCGCGCAGUGUCGGUGGCUGAUAUAAGGACAGUGAUAGACGAACAGCACGUGGUGAGGCCGGGCAUGCCGGACCCCUGCAUUCUGACGUUCCGCGUGAGCAAGAUGAUCAAACCGGACAAAGUGCACAUCAACUUUGAGGACUUGCCGUCCGAGUUACACGAACCAUUUGUGAAGCGCAUCAUGAAUGACAUUGUGGAGUUGAAUGGACAAGGCGCCAUCCAAGACAUUCAGUUUAACAACGUGAGCGAAAGCGCAUUCCGCUAUUGUUUGAACAUGCCUAUACGAAGGAUGGGAUACAAAUCUACCUUCACAAAGUACAAUCACGAACGUGGUCUGGCAUGCUUUGAAAGGCUACCAGACAAAAUAACAUUGACUUGUGUCGGUCGAUUCAAUAAAUCGCCGUAUAUGUGAGAUGUACGUGUUGUGUGUAUUACAUUUUCGAUAGUUUUGAGAUUAUUAUUAUGAUCUGAAUUAUUUAUUUGCAUAUUACAUUUAGCAGGGAAAUCCUAUCGGCUGUCUUUCUUUUGUGUAGAACUUUUUUUCGUUCUAAAGCAAUAAAGUAUUCAUUUGAUUGCAUGUUAUAUAAAUAAAUGGUAGGUUGCUUUACAUAAGUUAAAUAUUUAUUUAUUUAUUUCGAUAUUUAUUUGAUUAUGUUUUUACAUGUUUUUAUACAGAGGAGAGCUUCCAUAAUUAUUGACAUUAAAUUUUCAAAAUA